AUGAACGAACAGGAUCGAGAUGGGAGCACCGUGAGGUCUUCCAUGUGGUACCUUGACCGUGAUCCACUGUACGAGACCGAAAAGCCAUACAGCAUGCGAUACGAACCGGACGAUGAGAUUCCGCAAAAUAACCUCAAAAAGAUCCCUCAUCCGAUUGAGGUGAAGAGCAUGAGGGAACCAGGUGCUGGCCCUUUCCGCAUGGAAGAAUGCGGUUUCCAGAUGAUCCAGCUUCAUUCAAACUUGACACCCGACGAUUUCUGGAAGGAGGAGCUGGUCCAGAAGGUGUAUGUACAAGAGGUAAAAGAAGCUUUGAAGAAAGAGCUUGGAGCGAAACACGUUCAUGUGUUGGACUACGCGCUCAGGAAACGACACGAGUCGUUCCCGUUCUCGACUGGAGAGGAAUACCAGUAUGAUCAACCUACCUCACUGGCCCACAUUGAUUUUACCCCGGAGGAAGGAGAACGGAUGAUCAGGGUUCUUUUUGGUGACCGCGCCGAGGAAGUGCUAAAAGGCCGCUGGCAAGUUGUGAAUGUCUGGAAGCCGAUUCGAGGUCCGCUCAACGACUGGCCCCUUGGCCUGUGUGACGCUCGAACGCUCGACUUUGAGAAGGACACGGUGGCGAGCGACGUGGUGUUUGACAACUUUUACACCGAAAACAUGCAGGUCUACCACAACCCAGCGUCCGAGUGGUACUAUCUGCCAGAUCAUAACACGUGGGAGGCAUUCAUCUUUAAGAGCACUGACAGUGAUCUUUCAGCGCCAGUUCGUGGUUGCUGCCACUCUGGGUUCUUGAAUCCCAAGUCGAAAAAGGGAGAGCGAAGGGAAAGUCUCGACUGUCGAUGCUUCGUUUUCUAUGCCGACCUCGAUGAGUACCCGCCGGUUGUCGGGGAUGUUUCCAAGCCCCAUCAUCAGACUGUUUGAACGAGAUCUUGGUCCCGUCACUGACCAAGGAGGGACAUGGUGGAUACUAUGGUUAAAUAUGUAAGACCUGCAAAAUGAACAAAUUGGUCCCAGCUGUGAGGUAUAAAUUUAUGGAUUAAGCUGUCGGGUGUGACAUCAACUUGUGCGCCGAGGUAACGUCUGCUGCAAGGUGCCGUUCGUAAAGCAUGGUACACAGGCACCCGCACGUCGCGGUGAAGACCUCAAUAAGUUCAGUCGGAGAUCCCAAUGGAGCGAAAGGGGACGGGCCGAGGGUAGGUCUUGAAGCGUGCAGAAGGGAGGACACAACUUAGCUGCACAUGGCCAUUUUGCUAGGCGGUCUU
Neurospora tetraspora is the source of this 1262-nucleotide messenger RNA. RefSeq lists its product as uncharacterized. Gene Ontology annotation, molecular function: oxidoreductase activity. The transcript has 4 exons. The record is from RefSeq and is a predicted model, not a curated record. NCBI's taxonomy places the organism in Eukaryota, Fungi, Ascomycota, Sordariomycetes, Sordariales, Sordariaceae. The coding region runs from base 1 to 921 and encodes 306 amino acids.